Molecule: messenger RNA, 1041 nt
Organism: Clonostachys byssicola
Lineage: Eukaryota; Fungi; Ascomycota; Sordariomycetes; Hypocreales; Bionectriaceae
Source: the annotation of a GenBank genome assembly
AUGAUCCGGGCUGACACUCUACAGGCAGCGCCGAGCUUCGCGGGCAUCUCGACAUAUGGUCUGCUUCCGCAUCAAGCUUGCCUAGACGACGAGUCUAUUGAAUAUGAUAUUGGAAUUAUUGGUAUUCCUUUCGACGUCGGCGUUUCUUACCGACCAGGCGCCCGGUUCGGACCAAGUGCCAUCCGACAGGCCUCUCGCACUCUGACCCUCGCCGGAGGCUACAACGUCCCACUGGCUGUCAAUCCUUUCAAGUUUUGGGGCCGCGCUCUCGACUGCGGCGAUAUUCCGGUGAUCCCAUACGAUAAGCACGAGGCGAUGGACCAAAUCGAGCGCGGCUACACGAGCCUCCUACAGCGAAACACCUACACAAAGGAGUUUUCCAGCACCAAGACAGGCUCCCAGUCGAUCCCGCGGCUCCUCACGCUCGGUGGCGACCAUACAAUCCUCCUCCCGAUCCUUCGGAGCAUCAAAAAGGUGUACGGGCCAAUGACGGUCAUCCACUUCGACGCACAUCUCGAUUCGUGGAACCCUUCGGCAAGCGCGCCGACCAAGGAGGCCGUCCUUACUCACGGGAGCUUCUUCUACCUGGCCAGCAAGGAGGGCCUCCUCCACAACGACACCAACAUCCACGCCGGCCUCCGCACGACGCUCGGCAGCCUUGCCGACUACGAAGACGACGACAAGUGUGGAUUCGUCCGCGUCGAGGCGCACGAGAUUGACCGAAUUGGAGUCGACGGCAUCAUCGAGAAGAUCAAGAAGCGCGUGGGGCUCGAGAGGCCGGUGUACCUGUCAAUGGACAUCGACACGCUGGACCCGGCCAACGCACCGGCGACAGGCACGCCCGAGACUGGCGGCUGGACAUCGAGGGAGAUGCGGACCAUCAUCCGGGGCCUGGCAGACCUCAACAUAAUCGGCGCUGACCUGGUCGAGCUGGCCCCCGCGUACGACACCAAUGCCGAGGUGACGGCCUUGGCCGCCGCAGCUCUGAUUUAUGAGGUGAUGAGCAUCUUUGUGCAGAGAGGCCCCAUGAGGCUUGAGUAA